Messenger RNA from Mucor mucedo, 986 nucleotides. RefSeq lists its product as uncharacterized. Gene Ontology annotation, molecular function: oxidoreductase activity, acting on NAD(P)H, oxygen as acceptor. Bases 57 to 851 code for a protein of 264 amino acids. The transcript is spliced from 5 exons. Gene Ontology annotation, cellular component: intracellular anatomical structure. The record is from RefSeq and is a predicted model, not a curated record. Lineage: Eukaryota; Fungi; Mucoromycota; Mucoromycetes; Mucorales; Mucoraceae.
CAAAUACUUUUUCUUUUUUUUUUCUUAUACACUCUUGAAUUUUAUUAACACAAAAAAUGUCUGCUAACCCACUUCCUACUCUCCCUGAAUUCAGUCUUAAAGGCAAAGUUGCUGUCAUCACUGGUGGCGCAAGAGGUUUAGGCUUAGAAAUGAGUAAAGCCCUUGCUGAAUCAGGUGCCGAUGUUGCCUUGAUGUACGUCUCUAGCGAUAAGACCCAUGAUAUCGCUGCCAAGAUCGGUAAAGAUUAUGGUGUUGUCUGUAAGGCUUACAAGGCCGACAUCGCUGAUGCCGAACAAGUCACAACUGCCAUCGAUCAAAUCUAUAAGGAUUUUGGUGUCAUUGAUAUCUUUGUUGCUAACGCUGGUAUCAACAGUGGUGGUGCUGCCGAGACUUAUGAUUUAAAGACUUGGCAAAAGAUCAUGGACGUCAAUGUCAACGGUGUCUUUUACAGUAUUCAAGCUGUAUCCAAAUAUAUGCUCGCUAAGGGUAAGGGAAGUAUUAUUAUUACCUCAUCCAUGUCUGGUCAUAUUGCCAACCGUCCUCAAAUGCAAUGUGCUUAUAACACCUCCAAGGGAGCUGCCACUAUGAUGACCAAGGCUUUAGCUUCUGAAUGGGCCUUGAAGGGCAUCCGUGUCAAUGCCAUCUGUCCUGGCUACAUGAGAACCGAGUUAUUAGAUGAGACCUUCAGAAACAACCCAGAAUGGGAAAAGACUUGGACUGAUUUGACUCCUAUGGGUCGUAUCGGAGAUGCCAAGGAGCUUAGAGGUGCUGUUGUCUUCCUUGCUAGUGAAGCCAGUACUUAUGUUACUGGUUUAGAGUUAUUUGUUGAUGGUGGUUAUACCUGCGUUUAAAUUUCGCGUUAUCUUUUCUCUCCUUCCCUUUCAACUGUAUUAUUAUCCACCCAUCUAUUGUUUUCUUAUCGAUAUACUUUUUUAGUUUCUUAAAAUGACACAAUAAAGUAGAAUUUAGAAAAAACUCCGUCUAAA